AGGAAGGGAGGAGUUGGAAAGCUGAAGAGAAAUUUAAGUAGAAAAUAGGGGGUUGCCGAAAUCAAGAACAAGAAUGGGGAAUAGUAUAAGGUGUUGUUUGGGUUGUGUACUUCCAUGCGGAGCCCUAGACUUGAUCCGUAUCGUGCAUUUGAAUGGGUACGUUGAGGAAAUAACACAUCCGGUCACCGCAGGCGAUAUCCUCAAGGCCAACCCUAAUCAUGUGCUAAGCAAACCAUGCUCCCAUGGUCAAGCUGUUGUACGCGAAAUUGUGAUCCUUUCUCCAGAAUCUAAGCUUAGAAGAGGCUGCAUUUACUUUCUGAUCCCACAGAAGAAAAAGAGCGCCAUCCACCAUAACAAUGUCGGAAACUGCAACAAUAAUGAUGUUUCCGAUUGUCAUCCUUCUAACCUACCAAAUGUUGAUAUUUCAAAAAAGAAACAUUCAUCGCGUAAGGAUCGCCGCCACCUGCACAGUCACAUUGGAGUAUGGCGGCCUCAUCUGGCCAUCAUCUCCGAAGACUAACAAUUUCUUCUUCUUCUUCUUCUUUUUUGUUUAUGAAUCUGCAAACACUUAUGGUAGUAGAUUCGAAAUUCCACCAUUGUAAAUUUGGUUUAUGAUGAAAAUUAACUUCUCUAUCGUCACCGGGUACAGAAAUAUUUGUACUAAUUAACGCUAAUCUGUAUUUACGCCCUCAAACCUCAAGCCAAUAUCUGUGUAAGCUUUCAUUUUUUGUUUCAUUCCAUUUUUGUCUGUUUAUUUUCUCA
This is a messenger RNA of Gossypium raimondii (Peruvian cotton), 762 nucleotides long. RefSeq lists its product as uncharacterized. The coding region runs from base 74 to 520 and encodes 148 amino acids. The record is from RefSeq and is a predicted model, not a curated record. The transcript has a single exon. Lineage: Eukaryota; Viridiplantae; Streptophyta; Magnoliopsida; Malvales; Malvaceae.